This is a messenger RNA of Bipolaris victoriae FI3, 966 nucleotides long. RefSeq lists its product as hypothetical. The coding region runs from base 1 to 966 and encodes 321 amino acids. The transcript is spliced from 2 exons. Lineage: Eukaryota; Fungi; Ascomycota; Dothideomycetes; Pleosporales; Pleosporaceae. The record is from RefSeq and is a predicted model, not a curated record.
AUGGCCAUCGAAAACAUCAUGAUACUUGGCAACGGACAUAUUUGCCGUUCCAUCAUCUCCGCUCUAUGCUCACAACAGACAUCAUCUGAUGACUGCAACUACAAGAUAUCUGUGCUAACGUAUCCUUCUCAAACACUAACUCUUCCACCCAAUGUCUCUCAAUCUCCAGUGCAACACAAAACCUCUGAUUUCACACCAAACGCACUGCAGUCGGCAUUCAUCGGCUAUGAUAUUAUCCUAAGCACAAUGACAGGUGGGGACUCGGACCUACAGGUUGGCAUCAUCAACGCCAUGGUAGCCGCAGGGGUCAGGCGAUUUGUCCCCGAUGAGUUCAGUCAUGACAGUCUGAACAAGCAGCUUCAAGCCCGCCUACCCAAGCAUGCAGAACGAGCAAAUGUUAUUAACCAUCUCAAAAACCUGUCAGAUGCUAGUCCGAGCUUCGAGUGGACAGCAGUCGCUACAGGGUAUACACUUGACACCAAAAUCAUCAAUGGCGAUAUGGGCUUCGACGUGGAAUGGCAAAGUGCUACUAUUCAUGGCACAGGUAUGGAGUUAUUUGCGGCUUCCAGUCUAGCAAGAGUAGGUCAGGUUGUGGCUCGAGUGCUUGCCAAUUGGGAAAAGACCAAAAACCAGUACAUCUAUGCUGCCGGCACUAUCAUAUCAGCUAACGAAGUCCUCGAGUCUGUGGAGGAGUUGACUGGUCAAGAGUUUGCUGUGGGGAGAUAUGCCGUAGAAGAAUGCGUCGAAGAAGGGCGGAAAAGGAUCGAAAGAGGCUAUCCUGAUUCGGGGCUUGCUUUGCUCGAGCGGAGUAUACUCUACGAUGGCCAGCUGAAUGCAUCGGCACCUUUUAGGACACACAACGCCAAUGACAUGCUAGGGCUUGCGCCAGAGUCGGCAAACUCCAUUGUUACAAAAGCAUAUCGCUUGAGGCAUCUUGGCAAACCGGGUUGUGCAUGUGCAACAUGA